Messenger RNA from Chlamydomonas reinhardtii, 1616 nucleotides. RefSeq lists its product as uncharacterized. The transcript is spliced from 7 exons. NCBI's taxonomy places the organism in Eukaryota, Viridiplantae, Chlorophyta, Chlorophyceae, Chlamydomonadales, Chlamydomonadaceae. Gene Ontology annotation, molecular function: SNAP receptor activity. Bases 223 to 999 code for a protein of 258 amino acids. The record is from RefSeq and is a predicted model, not a curated record. Gene Ontology annotation, biological process: vesicle fusion; endoplasmic reticulum to Golgi vesicle-mediated transport. Gene Ontology annotation, cellular component: SNARE complex; Golgi membrane; Golgi medial cisterna.
UGUCUUUCUAACGUUUAUUUGAACCCUACAUCUUAGCAACAACGUGUCCCUGCUUCGUGUAGACACAACAAGCCCGCGAACAUUUGGCCAAACUGCCUGCACGGUUCUGGCGCUGCCCAACACGUUCAAUACGUUGCACAAAAAGCUCUACCGGCUCCAGCUAGCCGGGCUAGGGCACUGUAGACAGCGGAACCCAGCAUGCUCAGUCCUUGAGCACUGCAUAUGUCCUAUUUAUUGGAGGUUCCAUCCACCGGACGAGUAGCUACAGCAUACAUGGCUUACCGCAGUCCUGCCCCCGCGCGCCCGCCCGGCCAAACACGCGUAUGGGAGGACCUGCGCAAGGAGGCACGCCGGCUAGAAGGCGAGCUCGAUGUGAAACUCGCGGCUUUCACCAAGCUGUGCUCCAGCUUUGAGGCCAGCUACAAGCUAAACACGGCAGAUAACUCGCUCGGGGCAGACCAGCAGCUCGCCCAGACGAAAGCUGCAGAAGUCGAGGACCUGCUGCAACGGCUGUCGGACAUCAACGAUGAGAUGGCUGCCAUCGUAGGCGGCAGCACGGACUCGCGUUCCCACACGCUCGCACGCCACCGUGACAUACUGCAGGAGUUCACGCAGGAGUUCCGCAAGGUGAACUCGACGCUGGGCGCGGCGCUGGACCGCGUCAAGCUGUUGGCGGGCGCCUCGGACAGCCCGCACCUCAGCGUGAACGUCCAGAACUCGUCGGGGGCGCUGCUGCGGGAACGCGGCGCCAUCCAGAACUCGGCCAACAUGGUGGACGACAUCCUGUCCCAGGCCGCCAACGUGAGCGGCAACCUGCUGGGGCAGCGGCGCGUGUUCGAGGGCGCGCUAGACAAGCUGGUGCAGGUGGGGUCGCGCUUCCCCGUGGUGAACGGGCUGCUCAACGCCAUUCGGCGGAAGAAGUCCAAGGACACGCUGGUGCUGGCGGGCGUCAUCGCCGCCUGCGUGCUGUUCACCAUCCUCUACGUCAUGGCAAAGUAGAAGUCUGUGUCGCAAGCAGUGCACUGUUAGCGUAUAGUCAUAGGGGUGUGGGGGUUAAGUUCAAGGGCAUGGGGCAUGGGUAGUGGUGGACUUAUGGCGGCGUGUGGGAGGUCGGGGUGGCCGCCGCGGGCGUGCAAGGUGCGGCAGCCGAGCGACGUGCCACAACGAGCGGGCAGGGACAGGAGAUGUGCAGUGGUUAGGCGUAUGAGUGACGGUGUGACGAAGUGAGGACGCAGGCGGUGUGAACUGCAGUGCGCACAGUGAUGGGAAACGGGCAGGUUUAGGCGCAUCGUCUUUCGGGCUAAGCAAGAUGUCAACCGUAGACGACGAUGCAAUUGGGGCAUGCGCCUAGGGAACCCCCAGUAGUGGACGCGCACUACCGCAUAGUGGAUUAAAAGGUUGACGAGGGUUUCCAUGGACGAGUACAGUUACAUGGACUAGUAGGGGUUGUAUUGGGGCCCGGUACUGCUGACCAGGGCCGCAGAUUAGCGCCGCUGUUAGGCGGAUGUUGGCGAUGCGGUGUGUCCGGCGUGAGUGACUGGCCACACAAGACGUGUGUGCAGCACUGGAUUCGUGGACUUGCGGGUGGGAUGGCACUGUCACCGUAUGCCACUCGA